This is a messenger RNA of Anopheles bellator, 1831 nucleotides long. RefSeq names its product general transcription factor IIF subunit 1 (gene Non2). The record is from RefSeq and is a predicted model, not a curated record. NCBI's taxonomy places the organism in Eukaryota, Metazoa, Arthropoda, Insecta, Diptera, Culicidae. The coding region runs from base 308 to 1231 and encodes 307 amino acids. Gene Ontology annotation, cellular component: nucleus. The transcript has 2 exons.
UUCUGUCCGAACCGUCUCAGAUCGCAGCUUCCUUUCCGAGCAGUGUGCUUUGGUGUGGCUCAUUACUUUCGCACCACCUACUUUUCCCCGAGAAACGUGCGAUAAUCGUAACUCACCGUCGUGUGGCCGCUUGUAGUAGUUGUAUCGCACGCCAAGCAAAACACGAGGCACGGAUUCCGCGCGGAAGUCGGUAGUCUAGAUACGACGCACUUCCAGUGUAAACGAAGCGCUUCUGCUUGCGGACCACCGACAGCACCACGCGAAGUUGAUUCUUAGCUCUUGGAAAGAUAAAUUACUCGAAACAAACAUGUCUCUCAACCCGACGACGGAUGACCUACGGGCCGAGAUUCGGGCCAUUCUGAAAGAUGCAAAUCUGGAGGAAACGGCCGUCAAGAAGGUGCGCCUGCAGCUGGAGCAGAACCUAAGCUGCGAUCUGUCCUCGCGGAAGAAAGAAGUUGACAAUCUUGUCAUGCAGUACGUUAACUCGCAGGCGUCCUCAAAUAGUGAGGGUGAAGAAGAAGGCGAAGAUGGUGAUUACGCAGACAACGGGGGCAAAAAGGGGCCCAAGAAGGCGGCCGGCAGAAAGAGCAAACCCAGCAAAAGCAGUGACUACGAAGUGGACGAGGAUGAGGAUGAAGGGGAGGAGGAAGAUGAAGACGAUGACGACGAAGACUACUCAGAGGACGAGAAGCCAAAGGGUGGUCGGAAGAGUGGCACUGGUAAGCGUGGUACGCCUGGCAAGCGUGGUCCUGCGCCGAAAAAGAAGAAGCGAACCUCGGAUAGCGAAGAAUCGGGUUCGGGUGAGGACGAGGAGGAACAGGGUAGUGACGAAGACUACAGUCCUCAGAAGGGGGCAAAGGGAGCCAAAGGGGCCAAGGGAAAGAAGCGCAAGGAUAACUCGGAUUCCGAUUCCGACGAGGACUGGAAGCAAGCGAAGAAACCGAAAGCUAAAGGCAAAGCUGCCCCUGCGGGAGGAGCCAAGAAGAGCCGUACUGGCUUUACUCGUCCGUACACACUGUCUGCCGAUCUGGCGGCACUUUGCGGGGCCGAAUCGUUACCGCGCCACGAGGUGGUGAAGAAGAUUUGGACCAUCAUCAAAGAACGCAACCUGUACGAUCCGAAGAACAAACAGUUUGCUAUCUGUGACGCUCAGCUGCAGAAAGUAAUCGGCGUCAAACGGUUCCGCACGUUCGGAAUGCUCAAAUAUUUAAAGCCGCACUUUAAGGACUAGAGCAGCGCGACUACCUUGAAGGAGCGGAAAGUAACGAUAACAUUAAUAUUAUUGUGUAAAGCAUCGGCAGCGCGUGGAACCACGGAGCCCCAUUUUUUUCAAUUUCUUUCCUUGAUUAUAUUCUUCGAACGCAGCUCGGAAUCGGAUGCAGGGCCGGUUUUUAACGUCGCGACGAGCAGCAUACUCUGCAAAUUAUGUUAGUCAAUAGGCAAUAGUCAACGCGAUCAACGGCGCGGAGAAUUUCGCAUAAAUCUCUAUCAUUCAAACCGCCCACCAGCGUGAUAAUAUUCUCAAAUGUGAACAAAUCGAUUAAUGAUACAAUUGUAUGAGCAAUUAACCAACGGUGUGCACACGUGGCGUGGGACGACAUCGGAGGAAUUCGCUGCUUCGUAAACGAACUGAAUGCAUAUUAAUGCAUCUCUUUCAUUGCCCGAAAUAGAUUUUACAGCAAGUAUAACGAAGGUGGCCAUCUGGCAGCACCGACGGAGAUGGAACUCAAAAAUAAUCACAAAACACAACAACCGAAUAGCCAAAUUGGAUUGAAAAACGUGUGAAAAGCGACGAACGCGGUGCAAUUCAAUGAUGAGUACACAUAAAACU